Molecule: messenger RNA, 2462 nt
Organism: Anguilla anguilla (European eel)
Lineage: Eukaryota; Metazoa; Chordata; Actinopteri; Anguilliformes; Anguillidae
Gene: bgna
Product: biglycan a
Exons: 8
Coding region: 41-1159 (372 amino acids)
Molecular function (GO): protein binding
Source: RefSeq, a predicted model, not a curated record
UGAACUCCCGACACGCUCGUCAGUGUGUGUAAGUGUAGCCAUGCUGCCCCACUCUGUGCUCCUCCUGCUGCUGUGUGUGACCCGACUGCUUACCCCCUGCCCUGCCCUGCCCUUUGAGCAGAAGGGAUUCUGGGACUUUGGGAUGGACAGUGACAUCGGGGAGCUAAUGAAGAUGAUGAGGGAUGAAGAGGAAGGGUCUGCCGUGGAGGAACUGCCCCAUCCGAAACACGAGUCCACCUGCCCCUUUGGGUGCCAGUGUCACCUGCGUGUGGUGCAGUGCUCUGACUUGAGUCUCACUGCUGUCCCGUAUGAUAUCCCCUCCGACACCAGGCUGCUGGAUCUGCAGAACAACUACAUCACUGAGCUGAGAGAGAAUGACUUCAAGGGACUCAGCAACCUCUAUGCCCUGGUUCUGAGGAAUAAUCAGAUCUCCAGGGUCCACCCCCGGGCCUUCGCCCCCCUCCAGCGUAUGCAGAAGCUCUACUUCUCCCACAACCACCUGACGGCCGUGCCCAAAAACCUGCCCGCUUCCCUGGAGGAGCUGCGUAUCCAUGACAACCACAUCCGGAAGGUCCCCGAGGGCGCCUUUGGCAACCUGAGGAACAUGAACUGCAUUGAAAUGGGAGGAAACCCUCUUCAGAACAGUGGCUUCGAACCUGGAGCUUUUAAAGGACUCAAGCUGAGCUACCUUCGCAUCUCUGAGGCUAAACUGACUGGGGUUCCCAAAGACCUCCCUGAAAGUCUGAAUGAGCUUCAUUUGGACCACAACCAGAUUCAAGCCAUAGAGCUGGAGGACUUGAGCCGCUACAGAAACCUGUACAGACUGGGCCUGGGCUUUAACCAUAUUCGGAAUAUUGAAGCCGGCAGUUUGCAUUACCUGCCUUACCUGAGAGAACUGCACCUGGACAACAACCGACUCAACAACGUUCCUGCAGGCCUGCCAGAAAUGAAGUACCUCCAGGUGGUGUAUCUCCAUGCCAACAACAUCAGCCGCAUCGACAUCAACGACUUCUGCCCCCUGGGGUUUGGCAUGAAGAGGACUUUCUACAACGGCAUCAGUCUCUUCUCCAACCCCAUUAACUACUGGGAGGUGCAGCCCGCCACCUUCCGCUGCGUUAGCGACAGCCUCGCCAUUCAGUUCGGCAACAACAGGAAGUAGAGGGAGAGAGAGAGAGAGAGAGAGAGAGAGAGAGAGAGAGAGAGAGCAGGAAAGAGUGCAAAAGACAGAAGAAAGGGAGGGAGAGCAAAAGACAGAGACAAGCGAGAGAGGAGAAACUAAAUUUCCACAAUUCAAGGUUUAAAAACACACGUGUCAAGCCUCACAGAGGGAGUAUUGGUGAUGGAGGAAGAACUAGUGUCUUGUGAUUUUUUAUCCAUUUCUGUGAAAUUUACAGAAAAACAGAAACGUGAGGAAAUUGGGAUGGGGCAGAGAUGUUUAACUAAACAAAAAUGGGAGGAUGUACCAAAUGCUCAAUGAUAUGAACAAUCAAUCAAUGAUUGUGUUCUGUUAUAGAGAGAAAAUCAUUUUGAUUUGUCCAAAGAAAUCAGUGGUGUACAACUUAUGGUGGCUCCACCAAUUAUGGGGGUCAUGAAACCUCACUCUCAUAUCACUAUGGAGAACUUGUGUCCUCUCCAUCCUUUAAAUAACUUUUUUUAAAUGAUUAUUUUCUUUUGGUCAAUGCAGUCAUACCCCGUGAAAACUGCAUUUGUGAUUCCCUGUUCCACCUAAUCAAACUGACAACCACACACAACAUUCAGAAACUUGUCAUUCCAGAAAAGCAUUACAGAUUUAUUCAUUUAACAAAUUCUGAUGCUGUGACACUUUUUUCCCCCAUAAACCUUUUAAUGAAUACUGUUGCUGUUGUGUUCGUUUUUGUCACUGUUGUUAUAGUCUUGAAAUGAUCACCAUUGUUAUUAGAAUUAUAAACAGCACAAUUGUUAUUAAUUAUUUUGUUAUGGCAAAAUUUUGCUCAUCGAGGAACUCUCAUGAAAAGGAGUGCUCGAAAAAAAAGCAUUUCAUCACUAUUACUGUCAGCUUUUCUUAAAGCAUUGUGUUUUGGUGAAGCACUUUGAAAAUGACUUAAUUUUUUAUUUUUGCAAACAAAUUUAUUUCAGAGAGGGGUCCGGGGUAGGGAGUGUCAGCUCCUAGCUGAAGGAAUGGAAUUAAUAGCUAGGCUAACAUCCGAUGUCCUGGGACUAAGCAACAAGACUCAUCUCCCAGGACUCAUUUGCUUUUAAGUACUGCAGAAUUGCAGAAAAUAAUGCCUGACUUGUGCUGUAAUGAAAGUAGCAGAUACAUCUUUUUCAUUAAUUUGCUGAAAAUGCUUUUCCGUUGUGGAUGACUGGCUGUACGCUUUUUUAUGUUGAGGAUCACAGACCCUUCUGCAAACCCUGUACCCUGCCAUGUUUUCAAUGUUUGUCUUUUCUGUUGCAUGUGAAAAUAAAGAUUCAGCUUCAAUUCA